AUGAAGAAAACAAUGAAAGAUUUAGCACCCAUAGCCAUCCCUCAUGGCCCGCUUGUUGAGUCCACUGCAGAAUAUUAUAAAUCCUUAAUGGAAACUUCGCAGAUGGUCAAAAAGUAUCCAGUAUGGGACGUAGCGCGUCCAACACCGCAAGUGCUGAUGGAACAAGCUCGACGAGACCUGAUGGAAGCAGACGAAAAGCUGAUGCUUAAGAGGGACGAAGAACGUGCAAAUCGGGAAAAGAUGAAUGCUAAGUGGCAGGAUCUCCGCGAAAAAGAGAUGCUCUUAAAAGAGUCUUUUAUCAGUUUUAAUAAAUUUAUAAGGGAAAACCAAGAGAAGCGUGAACGAGCUGAUCGCAAAAUGCAUGCAGAUAACGAAGUGCUAGAGCGCAAGACUAAAGAAACUGAAGCGAUGAGGCAGAGGGUUCUGGAAAUGGAAGAAGUAAAGGCGCUGAUGGAGAAACAAGUGAAAGAUUACACUAUUUAUGAGGACUAUCUCAUGUCCGUCGUACAUAACUAUCCCGAAUUUAAGCAACCACUGGACGUACUUAAUCGAUAUGAAGCCUUAGCCGCAGCAAAAAGUACUCUCGCAGAACGUCAAGAACGAGAUCUUGAAAUGUUGGAAAGUGCUCGUCAAGAGAUAGCGGCUUUGACUGAGGAGAAGAAACUCUUUAUCAUGGGCCUGAACAACACUCUCGCGGACCUCAGAUGGAGAUAUGAUAAAGUUCGCAAUCGGGUCCUAAAAUGGGAGCUGGCACUCAAUCGUCUAAAGGAAACAGCAGCAAAAAGACACGUGGAACUUUGUCACGUCCGUUCGGCAAUAUGGAGUCUGUAUGUGAAGAUCUGCAAACAGAAAGGUCUGGCGGUGGACGUCAAACCCAAUGAUUUUGAACAACAAUUAGUGGUUAUAAUGCGAGCGUUGUUAGAGUUGAGGAGAAUUUAUAGAAUCGCGCAACGCAGGUCCAAGGAGAAGUUAUUUGCUUUAAAAAUGAAAAAAAUAUUUAUCAAAACAUCUGAAACAAAGUGUACAUUAAACAACGAGAAGGUACCAGACUUUGUCCACUUCAUGGAAAUGCCGUUGAAAUGCGUGGCAUGCUGGGAUUGGUUCAAGAAGCCAAAAAACGAACUUGAAAUUUUCUUAAACAAUAUUUACUUAAGCCUUGUUCUGUUUGUUCUAUUAAAUUUGCCACUUUCUUUAAUUGUUCAUUUAUAUACUGAAUGGACGGAUAUUAUGUCUAGUUUGGACAAAAUGGCUGACGGACUGCCGUUGCUAGCUUCUGUAUUAAUUGUGUCAUAUUUUGCAACUUACAAAGACGAGUUAUAUGAAUUGGUUGGGUACAUGAAUAAACAUUUUAAAUGGCACUCAGCUAGAGGUUUGACGAACAUGACCAUGUUGAAGAGUUAUAACACGGCCAAGAACUUUGCAUACUGGUAUACUGGCUGUACGUUAUUCAGUGUUACUAUGUACGUGAUUUUACCAGUUCUUGUGCACCGAGUUUUCUUCGCCUGUAACUCCGUAUUGCUAUGUGGCCAGUUAGAUCUGCUGUGCUGUAGUCUCCGCAACGUCAGAUACACAGCUUUACUACAGAAAGGCGUGGAACAUGGCGCCAUAGCGCGACUUUACAGCGAUAUAAAACUCGACGAGAAACAUAACUAUUUAUAUAACAGCAGUGAAAUGAACAUCUACAGUCCACAAUACGACGAGGCCACCUGCGACGCUCUGAGACAAUGUGCUCGCGUCUGUCAGAUUGUGAACCAGUUUAAGGAAAAGUUCGAAGCGUUCGUGUCGCCUCUGCUCGUGCUGCGAGUCGUGCAAGUUACACUAUACUUGUGCACUUUGCUGUAUGCCGCUACUUUAGUAAGACACGUUAAC
Messenger RNA from Brenthis ino (lesser marbled fritillary), 1869 nucleotides. Lineage: Eukaryota; Metazoa; Arthropoda; Insecta; Lepidoptera; Nymphalidae. The record is from the annotation of a GenBank genome assembly.